Pundamilia nyererei is the source of this 7303-nucleotide messenger RNA. RefSeq names its product HIVEP zinc finger 3b (gene hivep3b). Gene Ontology annotation, biological process: regulation of transcription by RNA polymerase II. The transcript is spliced from 9 exons. Gene Ontology annotation, molecular function: RNA polymerase II cis-regulatory region sequence-specific DNA binding; DNA-binding transcription factor activity, RNA polymerase II-specific. Gene Ontology annotation, cellular component: nucleus. NCBI's taxonomy places the organism in Eukaryota, Metazoa, Chordata, Actinopteri, Cichliformes, Cichlidae. The record is from RefSeq and is a predicted model, not a curated record. The coding region runs from base 1162 to 7239 and encodes 2025 amino acids.
UUCUCUCUUUCUCUUUCUGUUUCUCUCUCCCUCGUGUUGCACUGCUGAUAGGCCUAGCCCGAGUUCUGCGUAAUGCGGGGGCUUGCUUGAAUGGAUGCCACUCUGGAAUUCAUUUACAGAUGCGGCACAGUGGCACUCUGGCUGGAACUGGAAGGUUUACGUAAACGAGACACGUCCAUGUCAGCAAAAGAUUUGUCACUUAGGAACGAAGGCUGCUGCUGUGGCACAGUUGCCACUAAAAUAAGAUAAGUUUGUAGAUAAGGAGGCGAUAAUUGCAAGGAAUAGCCUCCAGGGUUCUGCGUUGCAGGGGAAAACCCCGUGCAAGACCUGUUUGUAAUCCUGUCUGUCGCGGUGUGCCACAGCCGCGCAAUGUGACGAGUUAAAGAAACAGCAGCCGACGAUCCUGUCCUGAUCGUGUAAGCCGGAGGGUUUUGGUUUCACUGUGACGGUUCUGUUGGCACUAAGAAAUGUGGCAAUUAAUGAUGUUACUGCAAUGAGGCGAUUUUUUUUUUUUCAGAUGCUCUGUGAGUGUGAGUCGCCUUUACUUUCUUCUCGCCACAUCUUUUUCCUCCUCCCUUUGCAUUUGUACAGUGGAAACAUUCAUUUAGUGUCUUUCUCACUCCCUCUUUCUCCAUCUCUCCUUUUUUGCUUCACCCCAAGCCUCUCCCUCUCUCCCUCUCUCUCUCUCCGUCUCUCACUGCAAUACACCCACUCAAACAGUCAUAUCCGCUCUCACUCUCUGGCUCUCCCAGCUUGUCUCACAGUGCCUGUGAAGCGUCUCUAAGGGGGAAGACCAGACUGCUCUGUCAGACCCAUUUAAAAGACGAACAACUAACAGUCUUGCCAACGAACAAAGAAGAUGCAAAAAAGACCUUGGGAGGACUUUUAAAAUGGCUGAGGCUAGAUAGAAGCAGAGCUGCUUUGAACGGAGAAAUGAUCCAUGUUUACCUGCAUCCAUGCGGCUCCAGGGCACCUUUUAAUGAUGCCUCAUUUUGUCCUCUUGCAUAACUUUUGGCCCACUCUGAAAAAGGUGCUCCAUUUUGAUUUACAACUUAGUCUGUCAAUGUUCCUAUGCCUCUGACCUCUCUGCUGCCAUGCGGUUAGACCAAUGAGGCUCCGAGAGCCUUUCGUUACGAGUCUGUGAGGUCUCCUCCCCACUCUAUGGAGGCUGAGCCCAGCCAUCCGGCUGAUGGGGAGCGCUCUGGAAGGCAAGCGCAGCAGCAUGUGACAUCUGAAUCUUCAUUGGGUUCUUGUCCACCUCAGCAACCCCAGCAGCCUUCUAAUCCUCGUCCUGUACACAGAGCCUUGGGCCGCCUACAAAACCGCCAACCCAAGCGCACUGACCUGCUUCGGUUACAGCAGCAGCAAGCAGUAGCAUGGCAGCGUUCAGAUACCCCAGGUCCCUCAGGAGGCAGCUUCUUCUCUACAAGCUCCUCGUCAACCUUAUCCCUCCCCUCUACGUCCUCCACCCAGGGUGAGCAUGCUCACGGCGUUCCAACUCACUCCAGUCAACAGGGCCUAGAAGGGGUUAGCUCACCUAGGAAAGGGGAGAAGAAACCACAAAAACCAGGGAAAUAUGUGUGCACUUACUGUGGCCGUCCAUGUGCCAAGCCAAGCGUUCUUCAGAAACACAUACGAUCACAUACAGGAGAAAGACCCUACCCAUGUGCGCCCUGUGGGUUUUCCUUUAAGACCAAGAGCAACUUAUACAAACACCGCAAGUCCCAUGCCCAUCGUAUUAAAGCGGGUCUGGCAUCCAGUCGAGAUGAGCCCAGUUUGAGUGGUGCAGAAGGCAGUGGCGCUGGAGAAGACCCUGAGGAACACACAGAGGGAGAAAGCACUGAGUCUGAGGACGAGACAGGCCAGCACAGAAAAUCCUCUAAAGAGAUGCUGGGGCAGCAUAGGAAAGGAGGUAAGGAGCGCCUGAGAAGCUCAGAGGAGAGCCAGAGGCCUGAAGACUCCCACGCUGUCAAGCAAAGACUUGCACUGAGGCUUAGUGAGAGAAAACGUGGGCCCAUGGCUUCUCCAGAUGACCCACCCUCUUCCCUCUCCACAUCAUCUUCUUCUAUUGGGCCUGGCAGUAAAGGCAGCACAGAGUCGGGCUACUUCUCCGGAUCAGGCAGUACUGACAUAUGCCAAGUUAGCCCUCCAAGUUCCAGUGCCAAAACCUACGCAGAAAUUAUUUUAGGGAAAUAUGGAAGGCUGGGAGGGCAGCAGCGGAGUCCCCACCAGCAGCAGCCUCAUCCCUCACAUUCCUCAUCCUCAGGAACCGAGGAGAAGAACAUCUCCUUCGCCGUACCCAAAACCCAAGUAAUAGAACACAUUACCAAGCUCAUCACUAUCAAUGAAGCAGUAGUAGACACGAGUGAGAUUGACAGCGUUAAGCCUCGACGCUCCUCCCUGUCACGGAAGAGCAGCAUGGAGUCACCCAAAUUUACUGCCCCCAAAGACCCCUAUGCCUUUGAUCUCAAAGGAGAAGCCGCAGGCCCCAGUGGUUUGAGGCACAUCCAUAAUCCUGACGCUGAUCCACCGGGUACGCAGGACCAGUCAGCAGUGCCUCUGCUUAGAAGCCACUCAAUGCCAAUAUCAACCAGCCAAGGAGAGUCCUUUGCCUCUGGCACCAUGUCACCCAGAGGUUACCGCCUCUGCCAAUCUUUUGAUGAGCAGCAAGCAGUGGUCGCAGAGAUGAGGAUCGGCCAUGCGCAGCGUAUGCUCAAGCGCCAGCCUGCCAUAGAGGUUCCCCUGGGAGCCGAGUCAAUGUUGGAGGAGCCCAGUCCCACCACUUCCUGCUCCUCCUCAACAAGAGGCACCGAACUACCCAGACAGCCACAGCAACAACAACAACAACAGCAAAAGAGUCCCGCUGUGUUUGAAUGUGGAACAUGUGGGGCCCGCUUUCAAGAGACUGAAGUCUUCGAGGCCCACAGAAGCAUCUGCCCAGGGCAGGAGCAAGAGAGCAGGGAUGCAAGCAAAGCGUGCAGUGUAGAUCGCCCGCUGAUGAUGCACCAUAAGUUUCGAGCGUUAGCCAUGGCUGUGAGGAAGCGGAGGAAAGAGGAGAGUCUGGAGGAGGAUCCUCCCAGUCCUGGAUCUGUAGCUGUGUCCGGCAGCUCUGGAGGCCUCAUUCCAGUACCACGCAGACCAGAGCAGAAGCAGGCCCUCUCAGGUGUUUCCUUACAGACUGAACCAAACCAACAGCAGCAGCAGGACAGGAAGGGUGUGUCUGUCAUCCAACACACUAGCUCUUUUGAGAAGCAAGAGAGUAUAUCUAUGGAAAGUCAAGAUCCAGACCUCAGAGAGAGUCAGCAAACACAACCUGAGCCAAAACCAUCACCCUCUACAUCUCGCCUCAUCCGCCAGCCAAAUAUUCAAGUGCCGGAGAUACUUGUUACUGUGGAGCCCGAUGCUGAAAUGCCACCUGUGUCACCCCCGCUGACAGCAUCCUCAUCAAAGGAGGCAGAGAGAGUAGAGGAGUUCCACUGGCCUCAACGAAGUCAGACAUUGGCCCAGCUCCCUGCAGAGAAGCUGCCACCAAAGAAGAAAAGACUCAGGCUGGCAGAAGCUGCCCAGUCCUCUGGAGAGUCCAGCUUUGAGUCUAUGUCUUUGCCUCGCAGCCCCAGUCAAGAAAGCAACAUUUCAAACUUUUCUGUUUCUUUUGAGGAUGUAGCACAAUCAGAGCAAGCUGCCCGAGCUCCCAGUAGCCAAAGUUCCCAGAUGUUGAUGGUGCCAUCUGCUUCUCACCAACACCACCAAAGCCACAAGGAGAUGAGGCGCUCAGCCUCAGAGCAGGCCCCAGCUAGUCCACAACAAACGGAGCAGAUCCCAGAGAUCAGAAGUAAGUCCUUUGACUAUGGAUCCCUGUCUCCUCAGCAGUCUGCAUCCUCCUGGAAGGAAAGGAGAAAGUGUCUUCUAGUGAAGCAUGCUCCAUUAGGGGAACCAGAACAGGAAGUAGGAGGCAGAACUAGUCAGCUGCCCAGAGCAGAGAGUCCGCAACCUGGUCCUUCCUACUCUAAUCUUUCUCCUCUGUACUCCACUGGAGUAAGCUCCCAGUUUAGCCUCGAUGCCACUGGAAAGGCUUUGCAGCUGUUACAGCCACAAAUUUCUUUAUCCUCUCAGGAGGUGCUUCCUUUGCACCCCAGAGGGCAUCAAGCAUUCCCCCCAGGGUCUUUGUCCCAGCUCCUCCCGGUCACCACAGCCAAAUCGGAAGUACUAUCCACCCAAAUCAUUCAAAGAGCAUUUCUACAGUCACACACAGAAUCUCCGCCUGUACAGAUACAUCCAGCACAAAUCCACAUGGCUGAAAGGUUGGGAAUACCCCUCCAUCAGCUUCCUCCCCCUUUUCCUCACCAUUUUUCUUCCAGGAAUACAUCGAGCCAGGCCAUGUACUUGCCCGUUCCUCCAAGAUUUACCACACACAUUUCUUCUCCUCAAACUACAGAAAGCAGACCCCCCAUUUCUUCUGUGUCUUCUUCACUGACUCAGGAGUCCCUUGUGACAAUCUCCUACCACCACCCGAGGCCGGUCAUCGCCACAUGCCUGGCACAGCUUGCACCAGUAGUGUCUCUCGUGGUGCCAGUACGCCUCCAGACUCAUAUACCUACAUAUGCCAGUGCAAUGUAUACCACACUUUCCCAGAUUCUGGUUUCCACCCGCUCACAGGAACCAGUUUCUUGCACGGCUAUGGUCAUCAUGGGCCAGGUGGAACGGGAGACACUGCAAAGGAGCUACUUGAAAGUCCCCUCUCCAGAUGUCAAGAGCCUUCUUCCUCUGUCUCUGUCAUCAGAGCUGGCCUCAGGAUCUGGAGAUGGAUACAGUCCACUAGGGGCAGGAGGAAGUAAGCGCAUGCUGUCCCCUGCAGCCAGUCUUGAGCUCAGCACAGAAGCCCAGCGUCACCAGAAAAGAGUUAAAGAGGAGGAAGAGGAGGAGGAAGAGGAGGAGGGCCACCAUAAGGAAGAAGAGGAGGAGGGCCGUGUGGAACCAAAGGUAGUACAGGAAGAAGAAAGGAAGGCAACUGGGAAAAAGCUGGAAAAGGAAAAGAAGAAAUCAGAUACAUUAGAAGUAACGAGUGUGGAUGUGCAUGGGCAGCCAGAAGACCAGCCAAGGAAAAAUGACAGGGAAGAAAAGGUGGAAGAGAAGGAAACAACUGAGAAGAUCACCCAAAAAAAGGAAGCUAUCUCAGCUGUGGAGGUGGGCGCAAGCGCAUCUUCGUUCCCCAGCCUCCACACUUCAACCUCAGUCAACUGGUGCUACCAGAAGUAUGUUAAACCCAACCCAUCUGCCCAGAGGGACCCCCGCACUUCAGUUUAUUCAACCUGGAGCGUCAGCGCUCACAACCCCAACUUGCCAGGCAUCAGCACAAAGGUCGCCCUGUCUCUGCUCUGCUCUAAACAGAAGCACACUUCUGAGAUUUAUACCAUGGCUACGGCCCCUACUCCAGCCGAAGUCAAAGUGGCCCCUGAAAACAGCAGGACGCCGCAUGUGUCAGAGGUACAUGCCACCCCACCCAGCACCCUCACUGAAGUAAAGGAACAGCAGCAGCCUGAAAAGAAGGAAGAAAAUAAAGAGAUGCGAGAAGUGGAGAGACCAUCCACCUCCAAGCAGAGUGAGCCUUCUCGGGUUUGCAUCUUUGAAGGAGGGUAUAAAUCCAAUGAGGAGUAUGUUUACGUGAGAGGUCGCGGCAGGGGAAAGUACAUAUGCGGAGAGUGCGGCAUCCGCUGCAAGAAGCCAAGCAUGCUGAAAAAGCACAUCAAAACGCACACCGAUGUCCGUCCAUACAUUUGCAAACACUGCAACUUUGCCUUCAAAACCAAAGGAAACCUUACAAAACACAUGAAGUCAAAGGCUCAUGGGAAAAAAUGCCAGGCAAUGGGUGUAUCUGAGUCGUCAUUGGAUGAGCCGGAGAGCGAGGAAACAGCAGGGAGUGAAGAGCGUGUGUGCGGCUCGGAGGAACAGGAGGAGCAUCAGUUUUCUGACGUGGAGGAGUCGGAUGACGACGAAGACAACGACGACGACGAUGACGAAGAAGAGGAGGAGGAGUCCACGUCCCACGAGGACCCACCGUCCUCUGUAUCGUCUGACACCCACCCAUCAACAGGGGGGCGUUCAAGCUCCAGCAGGCACUCUAAGCAAGGCACUCCUGACCCCGAGCUUCCGGGUCCCAUUCCCUGCACCAGUCAGGAGCCCUCCCCACGUGGAGUUUGGCCUGGCAGAAGAGCCGCCUCGCCGGGGAGCAGGAGAGCAGUGUUCUCCCGGCGAGGCUGGAAAGCAUCUCCAAGAGCCUUCUCCCCAAGCAGUGAGAGCUGUUCCCCCAGCCGCAGCCUCUCCCCCCGCCUGGAGUAUUCGUCACCCAUCCAGAGCCUCUCUCCGAGGACAGAGCUCCCCUCACCCAGCCGACAUGUCUCACCUUCCCCCGAACGAGGACCUUCUCCCAUCAGACCCCUUUCUCCUCUCCUUCCCCUUUCACCCAGCUGCUACCGAUCGUCACAGGUUCCAACGCCUCCCUCGCCCCUGGGGAUGCAGCACAGAACCCCUGGGUACUUACCGUGGGAGAACCCUGGUACAUCAGGUAGUCACAUCAGAGUGGAGAAAAGCAGAACAGCAGGAGAAGGGCCAACAUGGUCAGACACCAGCUUGUUUCCACCUGCUUUUCGCAUUUCCACUUGUGAGGGUUAUCCUGGCCACCAGACAACAGACAACAUCUUCAGCCAUCUUCCCAUGCACUCCCAGCAAGCCAAGGUCCCUUAUUCGAUGAUCCCAAUAGGAGGGAUCCAAAUUGUACAGGCAAGACCAAGGUCCCACGCUACUACCCCGAAGUCCCCAACAUCACCCCCAAUGGAGGGGCCAUCACUGGCCAGGUUUGAAACAUACUGGGGCGGGACCCCCAGGACUCAAGGGCUUAGGACUCCUGGAGACCACUGGUCAGAGCACCAGACAGCAGGAACCAGCCAGUCAGGGCAGCAAGGUCUUAGCACAGCACUAACAUUUUCCAAACCAGAGUUGGAGGCCACAGACUCAAAGCAAUAUGGCAGCUCGCACAGCUCCGUCCACACCCACGGGUCCUCUACUGAGACCACUGAGCACUGCGCCAGUGACGACCGUUCAAGAGCACCCCCUAGUCUAACACCCCCGGUAGCCUCGAGUGUCAUCGGACAACAGCCAGAGAGGGAGGAACGAACAUCUGGUAGUGAUAUGGUGGAGGGAGGAGCUAAAGGAGACUCCGCCACAAGAGACCAGAGAACUUGACAGCGUCUACACUUCGAUGCAUCGUGCAUCCCAUUUUGCUUUAUUGUUUGCUACACUAGUCUGU